Acytostelium subglobosum LB1 is the source of this 1743-nucleotide messenger RNA. RefSeq lists its product as hypothetical. The transcript has 2 exons. Lineage: Eukaryota; Evosea; Eumycetozoa; Acytosteliales; Acytosteliaceae. The record is from RefSeq and is a predicted model, not a curated record. The annotation marks the transcript as partial.
AUCGUGUCGAUGAGAAGUUUAAUAGUUUAUGCCAACUUCUUAUUUGUACCAUUCGUAUUAUGUUUCUUAUGGCUGUUGCUGCCACUUCACUCAUACAAUGCCUACGCCGGCACAAGUAUGGUGUUCUUUGUUAUAAUGUUCUUCACAUGGAUCUCAUUCUAUGAUCUCAACCUACCUGGCUGCUCAAAGAUCCAGAUCGUCUUCUUCUACCUCGUGUUCAUUGGCGUGGCAAUUGGAUGGCUCAACAUACUGACCAAGCUCAACGCCGAGACCAACCGACUGUCCUACUCAUUCAUCGACGCCAUCACCUGGUUCUUCACGUCGCUCUGUUACCUGGUCUACAUUUUUGUGCACAAGAUCAAGAAGCAGUACUUUUACCAUGACGAGCCUGUAGUUGGAGAGGACGGCGUGCGUCGCAGGAAGCGUCGCUCCAAGCCCUGGACCAAGCGUCUGUCCAAGAUCUUUUGUUAUUACAAGGUGAUCGACAUUGAUGAGGACGAUCAACAAUAUCAAUACGAGCGACAACAACAAGAGCUAGAGUUGCAAAAGGAGCAAGCCAAGAUGCAACAGAAACAACUGGAUCAACAAAGACAUAAUAUGGAACAACAACAACAUCAUCAACAUCAUCAACAACAAUAUCUAGAACAACAACAACAACAACAUCAUCAUGAACAACAUAGCCAACAACAACAUCAUCAAGAUGGUGAUGUACCCAAGGAUACAUAUGAACAACACAUACCCGCCUACCCAUCACCCACUGGUGGAGACGUUGAGAUGGUUGAGACGAGACAUGUAUCAAGGACAGACAACAACACAGAGUCAACUCAAUCAUUUAGUAAUGGACAACUCAAGAUGUCACCAUCAAUGAUGGUGGAGCUGAUGCCAAAGUACCAGCUGUCCUACCGCAACUUCUUAUCGAUAUGUGUCUUCCAGUUGUUUGUGAUUGCCACAUGGUUCUGGCUACACAACCUCACCACACUCAUUGUUGACAACGACCUGUUCUCAUCGCCUGCCAUGGCCUUUGUGGCCAUCCUCGUGUUCCACAUCAGUCGUCUCCUACUCUCUGCCUUUGGCCAUGCACUCAAUCGUCUCCUCAAGCCCAAAGAGAUCAGAUACUUUACCUACUUCCAAUAUCCCCUGAUGUUCUUCCUUUAUUAUCGCAAUCUAUUCCUAAGCAUCAAUAACUGGGGCAUCACAGUAUUGGUCAGCUUGGUAUUGUUUGUCAUUGACUUUAUAUACUAUCCAUUACAUAUGACAAAGAGAUAUUGGUUCUUUAGACAUCAGGGAGUGAUCAACUUUUUGGAUAGACGCCCAAGGACAUGGCUGUGGACAUUCUUGCGAGCAUUCCUCGAGGACAAGAACCCAUCGUACGAUCAGCAUGUGCGCGACCUCUCAGUGGAGUACUACUAUGACAAGAUGGCCGAGUAUGUCAGUAUCGUGACAAUGGUCGUCUUCCUAUCACUGCUUCGUGGACUACACUACAAGAUAGAGUUUUACAACCGUUUCGACGCGCUGUCACAUGACGACUUUUUGCAACUACUCUGGCGAUACCUUUACCUCCUGUGCUUUGAGGUGUCCUACGACCUUUUGAUCCGAUUCCUUGCACGUCGUGUACUCAAGAUUGACAUAUCACAUCGUGGCAGGAAUGAGACCAUUUCCAACUUCACCACCAGAUUCAUCUUUACACUCUUCCUACUCUAUGACCUUAUGGAUGUAUAUUACAUUCAAGCAAGAUUCAAACAA